GUGCAGCAGACAAACUUCUGGCUUUUGUGCUUUGGAGCAUUGGCUUCAACGGUUUUAUCGGCACUGACACUGAGCCGACACCGCGCCGCCAUUCGCCAGAACCGCCCAUACGGCUGGGGCCUGGCCUUGUUCAUCGCUGCAAUCCAACUUGCCCCCAUUGUGGAAAUGGUGGACAAGAUUGGAGACGGUUUCUGCUGGGGCAUUGGUGAGGAGGACAUGCUGAGCUCGGUUGCAUCUGUGGUCAGUUCUCCACACGAUGGGCCCAUUUCAUCCGCAAGCAUGGCUCGGCGGUCGAGACGCCAAGCUAUGGCGGAGAUGAAAGGCAGCCGGUAUGGUGAGAACCUGAUGCGUGGUCUGCGAAAGCUGACGAUUGCUAGCUUGCCUUUGAUCCUUCUGUCGGCAAUCGUGCAUUCCGCAUGGCUCCGAGAAAUCGCUCAAGAGCCGCAUGCAUGGGAUGCAGAUUAUUUCGCGGAAGCAUCAGCGCUGGCCGUGGGCAUCGUUUGCUUGGCCAUGGCAUGCGCCGAUGUGGUGCUCUAUGUUUGGGUGGACGAUGCCUUCGUGCGCACACACAAGAAGCUGGUGCAGAUACAUUACUUCAUCGAGAUCCUGACCAGGCUCCCCCUUUGCCUUCUGCUACAUACUGUUCACUUUGACAACUGGAACCCACUUCUUUUCCUUUGGAUGGGUGACGUGACAACCAGCGUCCUGCUACUGCUGAUGCCAACGCUCUGGGGCUGGACGCGACGGCGGCUCUCGUGCCGCCACGCCUGGAGCCAGGUCGCCAGUGCAGUCAUCAUGUCCCAGAUCCUUUUCUUUGUCAACAUCACGGUCUUCGACCCCCGCGAAGCUUUCCAGUUUGUUAAUGCCGGGUUUUACAUCGUAAAGUAUUUGGAGGCAUUCAUAAUCUGCAAAACGCUCCAGUGGCAUGGUGGAUUUGAAUUCCGCUUCCUACAGCGGCUCAGCGAGUUUGAGCUUGCCGCUGUACUUCUCAGUGCAGCCGUC
Symbiodinium necroappetens is the source of this 1002-nucleotide messenger RNA. NCBI's taxonomy places the organism in Eukaryota, Dinophyceae, Suessiales, Symbiodiniaceae. The record is from the annotation of a GenBank genome assembly.